ACCCACCGGGUCCUAGUGCCCGCCCGCUCCCCCUCCUUCGCGCCUCCGGGUCCUAGCGCCGGGUCUCCGCCCGCAGCCCACCCUGCCCGCCUCUGCCUCUGCCGGUGCCCAAUACCUGUCCCCACAUGUGCUUGGUUUUCUCUUUCUUCUUGCCUGCUGCCCCCCAGCUCCCGCCCCUCCUGCACCUGCCUCGGGCUUUCCCCAUCCGCAACAGUCCUCUCCACGUGUUUCCCACGCACCCCACUUCCGUGCCCUCCUCCCCGUCCCCCUUGUUCCUUCGCCUUCUGCCCCACGCCUCCUGCUCCUUUUCGGCUUCUGCCUGCCGCCUGGGAUGCUACUGGACCCCUGCCUUCUCCGCAUUCGUUCACCGGUCCGUCCGUCCGUCCAUCCAUCCAUCCAUCCUCCCUUCCUCCCUUCUGUCCAUCCACCCAUGCCUCCAACCCACCGUCCUUUCUGGGCCUCUUGCCCUACCUCUUGGCUCUCUUCCCUGAACCCCACCUUCUCCAGGCCCCUGGGUGCCUUUGGUGAUCGCGCUGGCAGCCCCCUUCUCCUGAUCUUUGUGUCCUGGGCCCCAGGGAGCGCCUGGCCUCGUGGCCUUUGAGGUGACAGCAGGCAUCACGCCCCUGAAGAAGUUUGCAAGUAAGAAGAGGCGGUGGAGGAGGGCCUCUCCGUGCGGCCUCUGAUGACACUUGUUCUCCUCUGAGACCGGACUCCCUGCUCAGUUCUGUCCAGCCCUGCAUUUUCACCCACUUGAGAGUGGGGGCUGCCCAUCUCCCACAUGCCUAACCCACCACCCCUCAUAUCCGGAGAUUAUAUAAGACUGUCAGCGGUCUUCUCCACCUCGAAAGGGGCAAAUUUGUCAGUAGGCAUCGGAAGCAGACCUAUGCGGAAGCCCUGGCCACCGGGACUGCCCCAUGCUGGGUGGGCAAGGAUGGGGCCAUUGUCAGGGUCUGGGUGCAUUGAGAACCGGAAAUGGAAUCAGCCGGUUUGGUGACUCAGAAUUGAUUUUUUUUUUUUUCCAAGGGACAGGGAGGGGGCGUAGAGGAGGGAGGGGAGAGGAGUCAGGUAGGGGGAUGGGGCAGGAGCUGCUUUGCACAACUAAGAUCCACCCAGAAAGUGAGAGGUACAAGGGCAACCCCUUGCCCAAAACCCCCUAAAUAGGGAAGGGGCUCACAUCACCGACCAAGGGGACUUGGAAGAUGCCAGAGGCCCCAAGACAUCAGCUUCUCUGCUCUGUGGUCAUCCUACCCUUGCAGGACCUGAGAAGCUGGGUGUAGCUUUGACAAUGCCAUGGUAACCCAGGUGGAACAAGAUUGAGUUCGUGGGGAUGGGGACCUGGGAGAGCUUCUGUUAGGGAUGCCAUGGAGUAGCAGAAAGGACCCGGGGAUCUACAGGAAAAUAUGUUCAGGACUAUUUCCCAUUUAAGUGGGGAAAAUAUUGACUCACAGUCAUUCAAGCAGUUGGCCGUGGGACCCGGAACCUCACCUUGGAGGCUAUAGGAAAGGUGUCUGGAUCCCUCCUAACGGCACCAGUUCCUUCCGGAAGUAGCAGGUGGAGGAAGCAGGAGCCACUGCAGGCUCCCCAAGUGGUGCUGAGCAUCAGGAUCUCGUCAGGGAGUGUGGGCUUCCUCCUGCCCCGCUGCAGGCCCUGGGCAGGUAGGAGAUAGAUGGGGCUUCUGGGAAGGAGGUGGUCCUUCUGAGCUGUGUUUCUCCUCCAGGGGCUGAGCUGGAGGAGACUAACAAAAGCACGAAGAAGUUGGAUGCCAUGACCCUCAUUAAAGAAGACAUGUCCAUCUUCGGGCACUGCCCGGCCUACGACGACUUCUAUCUGGUUGUGUGUAACCACUGCAGCCAAGUGGUGAAGCCUCAAGCUUUCCAGAAGCACUGCGAAAGAAGACAUGGGCCCCUCAGCAAGCUUUACGCCCGGGCCCCACCCCCACCUCCAGCCCCUGCCAGCUCUCAGAAAUGCCAUGUAGUGAAUGGGCAGGGCCCCGCUUGUAGGGCCCCAGGUUCCACCAAAACCUCCUCCAGGGAGAAGGGCCAGGGGUCCCGGAGCCGUGGCCACCCACCACCUGAGAAGAGCCAGAAGGACAACCUCUGCCUGUUCGUGCCUGUGGUGAAUCUGGAGAAGAUGUCUGGUCUCCCGAAGCCCGACGGCCCCGGAGUCAGGGUGGCCCCGCCCUCUGCCUUCCUCAGCCAGCCCGGCAGCCUCACCAAGGACUCCCCUGGGAAGCCCCCCAUGGCGCCCCCUCCUAAGGAACUUCCUGGCAGAGAGAGCAUCAAGAUAACCCCCAGCGAGGGCCCCAGUCACCGGGCUGACGGCAGCCCCCCUGAAAAGGAGCCUGGUGGGGCCAGGCUGCCCCCUAAGACCCACCGGAAAAUGGCCCGGAAGGAGUGCGACCUCAACAGGCAGUGUGGGGUAAUAAACCCAGAGACCAAAAAGAUCUGCACCCGGGGAGGACGGCACAAGAUCCACUCGGUGCACCAGCGCCGGGAGGUCCAGGGCCGGGCUAAGGACUUUGACGUGCUGGUGGCAGAGCUGAAGGCGAACUCCCGCAAAGGGGAGUCCCCGAAGGAGAAGAGCCCGGGGCGCAAGGAGCCGGCUCCCGAGCGCCCCUCCCAGGAGCCCCCCUCCUCAGCCCCGGUUGUGGCAGCGGCGGUUGCUCCCAGCAGCACCUUCUCUGCUCGUGCCAAGCAGACCUAUCCCUACUGUGCGCUGCCCAGGUCCCGGGCCUCCUCUGAGAGUGAGUUGGAUGAUGAAGGCCCCUGUGGUGGUGAUGGGGACCCAGGCCUGUUCCCCUUCCCCCUGCCCCGGGGUGGGGCCCAGGCCUCCAGCGAGGAGAGUGAGGAGGAGGGGACAUCUGAUGACCUCCACCUCCCCCCUGACUGCCAUUAUGCCACCCGGCCCCCCAGGCCACAGGCGUUCUGCACCUUUGGGAGCCGGCUAGUGAGUCCAGGGUGCUACGUGUUCAGCCGCAGGCUGGACCGCUUCUGCUCCGCGCUGAGCUCCAUGCUGGAGAGGCACCUCAGCUCACACAUGUGGAAGAAGAUCCCACCGGCAGCGGAGCCUCCAUCCCACCUUGCCAGCUCCCCCCUCCCUGCUCCCCCGAGCCCAGCCUCUAUGGGCAGCUGCCCCCACCUUCCGGGCCCACCCCCCAGACCUGCUUGCCCAGCUUCCACGCCCCCCACCAAGGACAGCCUGGCCCCCAGCUACCCUGCCGGCUCCCCCAGUGUGGCAGCCGCCUGCAGCCAGGCGGAGUGCAUGGGCGGGAGCCAGGCCAUCACCUCGCCACUGCCUGCCAACACGCCCUCGCCGUCCUUCAGCAAGCUCCCGCCUUCCAAGGCCAGCAAGUCGUCCAAAGGCAAGGACGGGGCCGAAGUAGAGGCGCCUUCCCGGAAGCGAAAGUUGUCCCCUGGCCCCACGACUUUCAAACGGACCUGCAUCCUGGAGCCGCCGGGCAAAGGCAAACCCUCCGGCUGCCGGGGCCUCUCGGCCAAGACUAAAACCGCGCUGGGCGUGGGGCUCAACGGGACAGUGGGGCCGAGAGUGAAGCGGGCAGGGCCCCCGGACUGUCGGGGUUCCCCUCAUCAGCCGCCCACACCAGUCAAGGCUUCUCAGCUGGACAGCCAGGGAGCGGCCGGCCACCCAGCCAAGGCCCUGCCAAGCACCUGCCUCUCCGAGGAGGAGGCGGCCAAGAAGCGGAAAAACCUGGCCACGUACUGCCGGCCAGUGAAGGCCAAGCACUGCCCAGCGGGCCCCCCUGCCGACGCGGCCUGCUCCAUGCGCCGCAAGAAGCCGGGGCCCACCCUGGCCUUUGAGGAGAAGUGUUCUGCACUGAAGUCAAAAGCCCAUUAACGAGAAAGUGCCUGCCCACUGCGAUGGAGCCGCCAGCACCUCCUCCCCUCCAGAUCCGGGCCCCAGGCUGCUGCCGCUUUUUAUAACUUUAUAUUAUUUUUUUUAAGAAAAAAAAAAAACCUCUUUAAAAUACCUCAA
Myotis brandtii (Brandt's bat) is the source of this 3993-nucleotide messenger RNA. RefSeq names its product ataxin 7-like 2 (gene ATXN7L2). Bases 1765 to 3855 code for a protein of 696 amino acids. The transcript has 10 exons. NCBI's taxonomy places the organism in Eukaryota, Metazoa, Chordata, Mammalia, Chiroptera, Vespertilionidae. The record is from RefSeq and is a predicted model, not a curated record.